UCCACGUGUCUCUGUCUGUUGCCGUGACGACCCUUUAUUCGCCAUUUAAAGGAAAUACUUUUUUUCAGAGACUCAGGCAGCUUAUAGAGCCACAAUAUUUGGCACACUUGGUCGAAUUGGCCCAGUUAGAAUAUUAAUUUUGGUUUUGAAUAAGUGCUUGGCUGCACAGCUCAGUAGUACCUCCUUUUUUGUAGUACUCUCUCCACUAGGUUUUUUUUUUAUCUGUUAGGUGUGUGAAUGUAAAGAGGCGACUUUCGAGUUUGUUAGGUUCUAAUGAGAUGAUUAGAGAGGAGGAUCUGCCACCACCCUGACCUGCACACAGUCCGAGUUGCGCUAGAUUGCGAGGGCCCGUUCAGUCCUGCUUGCAGGCCUAGUUAUAUUAUUGUUAUUCUGAUUUUUAUUCAUAUUUUAUUUGUUUUGCUCUUUGUAAUUGCUAUUUGCAAUAGUAACAGCAGUAUUUAUUAAGGAUGUAGUGUGGGUUUUUGGGCUGUGAAACGAAUUAAUGGAAUUAUAAUGUAUUCUUAUGGGAAAAUCCUGCUCGACAUACGAUCAUAUCGACUUACAAUCAAGCUCCUGGAACGAAUUAACUUCGUAUGUAGAGGUACCACAGUAUUACACAUGGAACGCCAUAGCAGAAGCUAUGAGGGGAAAAUUUUUCAUUUGCCUAGAUGCUUAAAUUAUUAUGUGGAAUUUUAUUUUUUUUUCUUAAAAAACAUUUUAUUUAUUCUGUGUUUCUGUGCAGUCUCUUUUACUCAAAAGAAGCAUGGUCUAUUGUUUUUAGUUGUGAUUUCUUAAAAAGUAUUUUUGAAUUAAGAGUAAACAUUUAUUGCAUUUAAAUGGGUGUACGUGAUCUAUUAAUAUAUACUGUAUUCUCACAGUGUUGUUUUUUUUUGUUUUUUUUAAUUGAGGGGCUGCAAUAAUAUCGCAUAUCGCAAUAAUUUAUGAAAUAAAUUAUCGCACACUAAAAUUUGUUAUCGUGACAGGCCUAGUUUUAAGGCGGUGGGUUUUUGUAGUGCCUAUGUUUUGGUUCAGGUGACACACCGUUCGAUUCAAACCUUUGUUUUCAAAAAUUACUAAAGAAACAUUUUGAAAACUUCCAGAAUAAAUGGAUUUUAUAAGCAAAUUUAAACACAAAUUAUAUUAGCAUGCACAAGAAAUACAAACUUGUUCAUCAUCUCUUAACUAUCCAGGAAUGCAAAAAAUAAACGGUUCUGUGCAUGCGCAUAAUGUUAAAAACGGCCGCGAAUGCAGCGGUUCCAAAGUAAACACUACAAACUUUCGAUAAAGAAAGCCAUAUUUACUAGAGCCGUGCAAAAUUUCCGAUUCUUAGAUUAUUCGCGAUUCGGCCGUGGAAGAUUCGAGAACGAUUCACAAAUAUCCAAAUUCCGAUCAUUGAAUUAUACCAGGUAAAGCGGAAGUAAAACACAGGGCGGUCUUUAGGACGCAAUGAGGAACGGACCGAGAGUAAAUAUCAUGUUCAACUCAUGCCGCUAGAUAAAAAAGACAAUCAUACCUGACCGACAGCCGCUACAAACAACGGCCAGUUGCUAGUUGCUACAAACAUACGGCUACAGUAGAUAUCAUAUAUAUGUAGAACUAGAUGCAAAAUGACAGACGACGUCGGUGUUAUAACAGAGAUGCGAAAUGAAAAACUUUCCGGCGUAAGUAAACAGCCACCAUCUUAAAGGGGAACUUUGAAGUAAGGUUGGCCAACCAUGUUUUUGAAUAAUAUCAAUGGCUAAACAAUUAUAAGCAUAUUUUCAUUAUUUUUUUUAACGCAACCCUUCCAGAUUCUUUGUUUAACCCAUAGCAACGCCCUUGACAACGAAAAUGCUUUUCUUCGGCAAUCUUCGGAAAUCUUCGGAAAUUACGUCACACCUAGACGUGCGAGGGAAGUCCACCAUAGAACAGUAUUGUUUGUUGCAUUGCUUCUCGGUAAGAUGCCACAGCGGUGUGUGGCGAUGUUUUGUUCUCACUCAAACGAAAAGUUGUAUGAGUGGCCAAAGGAUAGCAGGGCACGUAAAUGGACAUCUUUCGUUCGCACGAAGCGAAUGAAUUUCACGCCAUCAUCGAGUAGUGUUCUCUGCUGCAAACACUUCGAAGAUGCCUGCUCCCUUAACCGGUCUGCUUAUGAUGAAGGAUUUGCCAAAAAGUAAGUGUGAUUUUUGGAUAGAUGACUGAUGACUUUGUCAAAGCAGAGCUGCCAACUGUUGUGGAAUGAACAGUAUAAGCUAGCGACGUUAGCCGAGGCUAUCACCGAUCAUAGUUGUUGUUGCGUUCGCUAAGUUAAGCGUGUUUAAAUUGUGCGUCAUCUACGAUCUUGUCUGAAAGGGUUAAUCCACUGUCAAUCGGGAAAGGGGUGUGGAUGUGCACAUAAGCGUGUCGGCGUCGCGGUAAUUCACGGUCACGUUGCAGAUAGCCUUCUAGUUUGUGUUUCGCCGCUUCGCGAGAGCCGCUGACAGGUGACAAGUGUUGCUUUUAAUGUCUGGCAGCGAAUCAGCGAGCGCGCAGGCCACGCAGUGAAUCAUGGGAAAUGUAGUCUCGGGACAACACUGAAUUGGUGCUUUGUAAUCUGUUCGCUUGUGUGAAAAAACUACAUUUCCUCACGCCAUUAGACGCCACUUUGUUUUCUUAUUGUUGCCACAAAAAAGUGGAGAAAGUCAUCGGCGACUGUGAUAUAGUGGAUAUUAUUUAGUUGUAAUACGGGAGUUCACCAGUAGAGUGUACGCAUGUCAUUUAGAUGUGUUAUUGUUUGUGCCUUACUCCUUCACGAAGAGAGAAACGUUGUUGUUCAGAGUCACUUGGCAAGACGUUGAGUAAAGUUGUAAAAGCCAAUAAAGGUGUCGUGUGGGUCACUCGGUCAAGAUAUAACAACGAUUCAUCUCCUUCUUUCCCCCCAACGUUUUUGUAUUAUUAUUUUAUAUGUACGAGAGCUGCCGGAUCUGCCAAAAUGAACAUGAAGUCUGAUUAUUAUUUUUUUAACAAUGUCAUCAGAUAGACAAAAACAUAACAUUAUGUGCAAAUGCCUGCAUCUUCAAAUUAUAAAAAUAAUAACAGCCUAUAUCUUACCAAUGUUGUAAUCUCGAUGGGUCUUGUAUCCAUUCCAUGUCAGGUAGUUUAGGUACAUUAGAUUAGCGUCUGGCUAAUACAUGUUAGAUCCAACAUAAAAUUCCAAGCUCCUCUUCUUCCUCCAACUAUUCAAAAACUUGGAUCUCCUCCCUUGCGCUCGGUCUAUCGCUUAUAUCGCUGUUUGAAUCAUUGUUUGAAGGGCUUUGUUUGGCGGCCGUAUGUAUGGAGCUGCCAACGCUGUUCCCGGUGUGACGUGUCACUUCCGGGUUCGUCCCCUUUCAGGCUCGAACUUCGAAACGUGAUUAUUUUGACAAAUAUACAACAUAUAAAUUAUUUUUUCAUGCUUUAUUUGGUGGACAAUGUUUAAUUACUUUAUUUGUGACCCUAUUUGGCAUGUGAAGAAAUUAGUUCACGCUACAGCUUUAAAGCAGUAGACCUCUCUAGAAGGCUCUGUUGUACCUAAUUAACUUUUUAUCUAAAAUACUCCUAACUCGGCAGAAUCUUGUCUUGAAUCUAUCUUUAAAUGAUGAAAUAGUUUUAAAACUUUGACAAAAGUAGACAUAAGGGAAAUUAUGGAAUAAUGGGAGUCAUUUUAACAACUGUAACAGUUGAUUCACAACAUUAAAUUAAUUGAAUGUUGUUUAAAGCUGCUGAUACAGAAUGGGGACUGGAGUUUUUUAUUUACUGUUAUUUUGUAUAUUUGUUUACUGUUAUAUGUUAACUUGAUACUGAAAUAGUAGUUUGGUUUAGCCUGGGAGGAUUUUUUAACAAUUUUGGAACUAAUGUACAACACAUUUAAAAACAAAAAGGAGGGGGUUACAUCAAUAAUCGUUUUAUAAUCGAAUCGGAGCCUCUGAAUCGUAAUCGUAAUUGAAUCUUUAGGUGCCCAAAGAUUCCCAGCUCUAAUAUUUACUCAGGUUUGAUGGACGGACUGGUAGAAAAGUUCUCCUUAAACACAUCCUGCCAUGUGGCUGCCCACAACUCAACUGCACUCCGCUCUCUCGUUAACGUCUUUGUAAUUCAUGCCAUAUUCAUGUUGCACGUGUAUAUUUAUGAUGUAACUUGUUUAUUUAGCACCUUUGGAUAACAUUGAGAGUUCAACUGAAUGUAAAACAGUGCUUAUCCACUACCACAAAAGCUUCGGGAGCAAAAUAUUAUCAGGGUGAAAAUUUUGACCGAACACCGUCUGUGAACGCGUGUGUGUGUAGGAAGGGGAGGGGUCAAAUCAUCAGCCAAUCAAACUUGCGUCUGAGGGGGAAAAAAUUUAUUCAACAAGGGAAGAGGGGUCAAUGUAAGUCUGAACAUAUUGAAAGUACUGUAAUUCACUUAAUAAUGGUUGGGUUAAUUAUAUCCUUACAACAUUGGAAGAUACCCUAAAUUACCUAUAUAAUCUUAAGUCAUAAUAUAAUGCAAAUAAGAUUGCGUAAAUGUUGGUGGGGACAAUUUGAGCAUCCUGAAAAGUUGGUAGUGUUAUGUCCCUAUGUAAACCUACGCCCUUGGUUUUGACAACGUUACAUAUUUAUGGGCAGGGAUUAUACAGUUCGUCAAUAGUAUGGUUACACUUAAGACAUUAUAAAUUAAUUAGACAUUUACUAACUGUAUCAGGUUAGUAUUAUAUAAUUUAUAUCUAAAACGUGAUUGUUAAGGUGAAACAGAUAAUGUAAUACAGUGGUACCUCUACAUACGAUCGCUUCGACACACGAACUUUUCGACAUCCGACGUAAAAUUUGACUCGCCAUUUGUUUCUACAUCCGACGACAUGCUCGAAAUACGACGACAAUGGCAGCACCGCAGACGAAUGCACGGCGGAUUUUUUUGUGUGACAAAUCAACACUGGUUUCAGAAAAGGUUGGUGCAGGUGGUGAAACAAGGAAAAAGUUGACGCUUACCUUCUAAAUGAAGAUGCAAAUGACAGAAAAAUAUGAGCGUAGGGUGGGCAUCCGUGAAAUGGCUCAACAAUACAUCUCCACGGUCCUCCUCCGACCAUCGUUCGCCAGUCUUUAUAAGUUAAGCUGACAAUUCUUAUUGUGGUAACAUCUCCAGAGAAAUCGCCAACUUCGCCACGUUUUUAUCAUUUAUUUCACAACUUAUUCAAAACAAAAACACCUUCUGUCUGCCGCAAUUGACGGUGUUCUCAAGAAAACAUUCAAAGUGAAAGUGAAACUCAAGCUCACCGGUCUGCCUCUGGCACGUCAGCCCCGCGGUGCGUUCAGGGUCAGCAAAAAACGUCCGCCACUUUAGAACCCGAUUCGUUACAUUAAUAUAGGAAUUAUUAUUAUUAUUAUUCCGAUUUUGAUUUAUAAUUUAUUUGUUUUGCUAUGUGUAAUUGCCAUUUGUAAUAGUACCAGCAGUAUUUUUUAAGGAUUUAGUGAAGGUUUUUGGGCUGUGGAACGAAUUAAUGGAAUUAUAAUGUAUUCCUAUGGGAAAAUCCUGCUCGACAUACGACCAUUUCGACUUACAAACAAGGUCCUGGAACGGAUUAACUUCGUAUGUAGAGGUACCACUGUACCUAGUGUUUUUGGCUCCCGAUUCCGAUACCGGCUCUGUGGCAUCAGCAACACAUUUUUUGAAAAAAUACUUUUAAAACGCAAUAAAAAUUCUUUUGGUAUUAAAUGACAGCAUACUCACGUGACUGAAGUAAUUGCUAUUAUGGUUUGGUCAGACAAUGCUUAACUCAUUGACCGCAUAGGACAUCCAUUUGAAGUGGGAUGGCUGGUUCGUUCAUUCACUGCCAGCCCUCCCUCUUUAAAUGGAUUGGAUGUCUACUAAUGAUAAUCUCAUUUCAAUUCAUGGCAGAAGCAUGGAAAGAACUUUCAACGCCCUACCAGAAGGACAUCAGGGCAGCCAUGUUGGCAAGAUGUUGCGUCUUCGCUGUAAGACCAAAACUGGGACUCACGUCAUGCAAGGCUUGACUCAUCAGUCUUGUGUGAAAGAGUUAAAAAGCAAAGUGGAGGAGCUGACCGGCAUCCCCUGUGAGGUGCAGAAAAUCAUGGUGGGCUACCCCCCUUCCAGCCUGGACCUGCGCAAUGAGGACGCUCACCUGAAGGAUUACCCCAUCAAAUCUGGUGACACACUCAUUGUGGAGGAGGAGAAAGACAAGCCGAAGCUGAGCGAGCGUCCCGCCGUCACCAAGCAUCCUCGGCUGAACACCUUGCCAGUACUUGCGCGCCGCGUGGUCCCUGCCGACAACUCCUGCUUGUUUACCAGCGUCAACUACGUGGUGGAGGGCGGCGUGUACGAUCCGGCGUGCGCCCCCGAGAUGCGCGGCCUCAUCGCCCAAAUCGUGUCCAGCGACCCCGCUGAGUACUCUGAAGCAGUUCUGGGCAAGAGCAACGAGGACUACUGUGCCUGGAUCCGCCGCGAUGACACAUGGGGUGGUGCCAUUGAGUUGUCCAUUCUGUCCAAGUUCUACCAGUGUGAGAUUUGCGUGGUGGACACGCAAACGGUGCGCAUGGACCGCUUCGGCGAGGACGCCGGCUACCGGAAACGUGUGUUGCUGAUCUAUGACGGCAUUCACUACGACCCUCUGCAGAAGGAAGCUACCGGCUCACCCCCGCAGACCAUUUUCUCCACCGCUGACGACAUCAUCCUGGCUCAGGCGCUGGAGUUGGCAGACGAAGCUCGCCGCAAACGGCAAUUCACGGACGUCAAUCGCUUCGCGCUGCGCUGCAUGGUGUGCCAGAUGGGCCUGGUGGGACAGAAGGAGGCACGGGAGCACGCCAAGGAGACAGGUCACACCAAUUUUGGCGAAGUCUGAAAACCUGGACUGGCUUUUUGUUUUUUCUUUGCGCUACCCCUCCACGUCUGUGGCCGUCUACCUCGGUGUUUCCCAACCUAUAUUGAACCAAGGCACGGAUUUUACAGAAGAGUAAUCUCGACUGUAUGUACGGAUUUUUAUGUGGAGCCUAUCGGCUGUUUUAGUUCUCAUUUUGAAACACUCCGUAGAUGCCGCAUAAUGGCACCAAAGUCUUAUCUGAUAGAAAACUCGUGCUUUGGCGGCACUUUGGUGCAAAGUUACUGCUGAGGUUUUAUUAGACAGGCUAAAACACUGCCUGCUAUAAAAGUGGUGCUUUGGUGUCAUCUUGUAGCUUUUAAAGACAAUUAUCAACAUUCUUAGGUGGCAUCUAUCUCAUUGGCUACAUAUUGACUGUGAUAGACGUCCAAUCCAUGUGAACUGGGAGAGGAUGGCAGCGAAAAAUCACGGUCAGCCCUCGCAGUCCGAAGAGAUUGGACAUCUACCAUCAUCAAUGGCAGCCAAUGUUUUAAUUACUUACGGAUUGUGUUGCAUCUGGCACCAGGUUGAUAUACAGGUUAAUUUUACCCUGUAGUCAGUUGUUACUAGGAUACAUAGAUGAACGAAAUGUUAUCUGUAGUCAGGCAAGUGCACAGACAUUUAAAGGGCUCCCAAUUCCACCAAGAGCAGAGACUGGUCAAAUUUUGACAAAUAGAUUUUGAAAAGCUUUGCAAAACUGCAGAUAUAUUUAAAAUCCAAUGAAAAUUGAUGAAUUAAUUGCAUAAUGCAUUUUUCUCCAAAUUUGAGGAAAUUCAAGGUCAUAAAAUAUGACAAGGCAUGGGGCAAGUUUGUCUUUCAAAGUCCUUAGUUGCCAUCCUUCAUUAAAAUAAAUGGACCUUUGAUACAUAUUUUGAUCAUUUAAAGAAAGAAAAAAAAAAGGUCCUACCACCAUGCCGCCUGGGAAAUUGCAUUUAUCAGCUGAUAUCUGUGACAUAUUUGAUAUCUGACUACCCCGGGGUGUUUCACGGUGAGCCUGCUUACAAAAGCAUAUUCAAUUUAAAGAUGAAAACCGAGGAGUGAAAGUUUCUUAGUGGGAGUUUAUUCAUAAACCUCUCAGAAUAACACAUUUCAUCCAGAGGGCGUUAUUUUUUUAAUUACAUUGCAAGAUUUGUGAGAUUGUGGUGAAAUAGCUCACAAAUAAGAUAAAUGGAUGUUUUUAACUUGGGAAGCCACUAUACAUAAAAUGUACACAACCUUGUUGAUAUAGUCCAAGCUUGUGUGCGCUACGUAUUGGGGAGACCUAUAUUGAAAACAAACAACUAGCUCCGGGAAAGAUGGCUGUUGCUUGAGCACCACUAGUAGUCUAUCUGUGCAUAUGCCUGUUGGUAAUCAACUGACCCUUUUCAAAACAAGUGAAAAGGCUGCAGCAAAGUGGUUGGGAAUCACUGUUCUACCUCACGUCGUCCGCCAACAUUCACCACACACCACCUUCAGUGUUCUACUUUUUAAACCACACACAAUGACUAAUGGCAUUUUUGCUUUUUACACUAAUAACAUGAAAUGUCAAGCUAACAUUAAUGUGUACUCAGUGAAACUAACUGCAUUUUGUCAUUCCUAAUGUGAAGGACUCCACACGCAAGGAGACGAAUGUCCUGUUGUGUUAUGCGCUGGUUGUUUUGAUUUAGUGGUACCUCUACUUAUGAAAUUAAUUGGUUCAGGAAGUAGUUUUUAAACUUAAAAAUUCUGUAAGUAGAGACUCGUUUUCCAUGUAAAUGUCCUAAUCGAUUCCUAGCACCCCAAAAUUCAGACAAAUCUUUUAUGAUGCUUAAAAUGCGUCAAAAAAUAACAUGCAUGUUACAAUUAGAUAAUUGCACAAUAAAUUGGAGUUGCACAUAAUGUAAAAAACCAAGAAUAAAGAAUUAACGUUACAACACUUAUGUAAAGCUGUCCGAACAUUAGGGGAGAAUAAAUGAAUGAAUAGGACGCUGGGAUAAACAGAAACACAUAUAGUAGAGGUCCCUCUUAGCCAACUUGGUACCAGCAAUGCUGGCCAAUAGCCAAUGACAGAGCAGCUAUGUUAUGUUCAGUAAAUUCUGGGAGUUGCGAGUACCAGCCAUUUUUAGUUUUAAUAUUUUUGCCUUUCGCAUAUUGACAUUUUUUUUCUUAAAAUAGGCAAUAUUUUCCUAUUGAGAUGUGUCUUAACAUGAAAAUUCUGGUUGCAGAGACGUUCUUAAGUAGAGGUACCACUGUAUUCUGACCAACACAGCACGUAUUAACUCAAUGACUGGGAUACACGUCCAGUCUAUUGAAAUGGAUUGGUUGAAGUGCAAAAACUCAAAACUACUUGCCCUUUAUUGAUUUCAAUCAAAGUCCUUUCUCGUGUGGCACUUUUCUCUUAUAUUUAAAAAAAAAAAAAAAAAAAAAUCAUGUAAAUGUCACUUAAACACAAGUGGUGAGACAGAUGUUGACAGUUUGAUUUAAUUAAACACCAGAUUAUUCAACUCUGGAGUUUCCACUGCUGAUUUUAUUUGACUUUUCUGUUAAUUUUCUGAUAUUGUGAAACUUGAACUGAGCUUUUUGAUUAAAAAAAAAUAUUAAACUUCAUUUCAAGGAGCUAGCAAUUAAUGGUGCUGUAAACCACGGGCAUGAUUUUUGUUCUUUUCACAAUAGUCAUUUUUGUUGUGAAUUUGAAUCAUGUGAAAUGUUGACACUUGAGUACAAGUUGGACGUUGGUACCAACUUGCUGCCAAAAGUCAUGUCCAGAUUUUAUUUUAAUGUGAAUCUUUGUUGGCAUUUUUUUACCAUUCACAAGUUCUCAUCACGACACUUCCACGAAUGUUGCACACAAAACAUUACAUGACAACUGGACUUACUUGACUUUUUUCUGAAGUGUUGUGUCACAAUUAAAGGCCAUGGCAAGCA
Messenger RNA from Corythoichthys intestinalis (scribbled pipefish), 9724 nucleotides. It is a transcript of the gene yod1, whose product is annotated as YOD1 deubiquitinase. Lineage: Eukaryota; Metazoa; Chordata; Actinopteri; Syngnathiformes; Syngnathidae. Gene Ontology annotation, cellular component: nucleus; cytosol. The transcript has 3 exons. Gene Ontology annotation, biological process: protein deubiquitination; endoplasmic reticulum unfolded protein response. Bases 5819 to 6826 code for a protein of 335 amino acids. Gene Ontology annotation, molecular function: cysteine-type deubiquitinase activity; protein binding. The record is from RefSeq and is a predicted model, not a curated record.